This is a messenger RNA of Tetrapisispora phaffii CBS 4417, 480 nucleotides long. RefSeq names its product DNA-directed RNA polymerase core subunit RPO26 (gene RPO26). The record is from RefSeq and is a predicted model, not a curated record. The coding region runs from base 1 to 480 and encodes 159 amino acids. NCBI's taxonomy places the organism in Eukaryota, Fungi, Ascomycota, Saccharomycetes, Saccharomycetales, Saccharomycetaceae. Gene Ontology annotation, biological process: DNA-templated transcription. The transcript has a single exon. Gene Ontology annotation, cellular component: nucleus; RNA polymerase III complex; RNA polymerase II, core complex. Gene Ontology annotation, molecular function: DNA binding; DNA-directed RNA polymerase activity.
AUGUCUGAUUACGAAGAAGGUUUUAAUGAUGACGGGAAUGAGAAUUUCGAGAACUUCGAAGUGGAGCAUUUCUCAGAUGAAGAGAAUUUCAAUGAAGGAUUCAAAAAUGAUGAUGGUAAUGAGCCAAAGACCGAAGAUGGUAAGACGAUAGUUGUUGGUGGUACUGGAAACGGUCUAGAAGUAGAGGAGCAGUUCGAGACAAUUAGAAGAAAAACUUUGAAGGAAAGAGCUAUUCCAAAGGAAGAGAGAACUACGACUCCAUACAUGACCAAGUACGAAAGAGCUAGAAUAUUAGGUACUAGAGCUUUACAAAUCUCAAUGAAUGCUCCUGUGUUUGUUGAUCUGGAAGGUGAAACUGAUCCGCUAAAGAUUGCUAUGAAGGAACUUUCUGAAAAGAAGAUUCCUUUGGUUAUUAGAAGAUACUUACCAGAUGGUUCUUUUGAAGACUGGAGUGUUGAAGAACUGAUUGUGGAUUUAUAA